AUGGUCAUUGAUUUAACAGCUACAGUCGCAUCUAAGCCAACAAAAGAUAUAGUGUACAAGCGACACUCCUGUGGACCUCAACCAACAGUGCCAAAAAAGUGCAAGCUAAUAGAGCUUAAAGAAGCCCUUGACGUCGAAGGCUUCUUGGAAAAAAUUAAGGAGGUUGCACCAACGGCAAGGAUAUUUACACUGACAACUUGCAAACCACAAGUCAAUGCGACUCCAACUGAAAAUGUCAAUGGUUCGUCCCAUCACGUUGAGGAGGAACCCCUAACAUUAACACUUCAGACACCUCUGGUAGCAUUCACAUCAAGGUUGCUCAGCCGGAAAGGUUUUAAGCAUGAAAGCGUUGAGUGCUUGGCAGGCACUCUUUUCGAAAAAUUGUCCAUAGCAGAAAAUGAGGCGAGGAGAAUUGAAGUAGCCACGCGAAAUCAGGCAUGUUGUCCCAUAUGGUACCAACACCGUAAGGGUAGGAUAACGGCAUCACUUUUUAAGGAUGUGUGCAGAUCAAAACGAGUACACUGCACAACUCUGCUAAACAAAAUAUUUAAUGCGCAACCACUGAAUGUGCCUGCUGUGCAAUAUGGUGUUGAGAACGAACCUGUUGCCAAAGAGAGGCUUCUAGCACAUCUGAGCACCAUUCACUCAAAUGCCCGCAUUGAGGCAUGUGGCCUCAUGGUGAACCCCAGGUACCCAUUUUUCGGCUGCAGCCCUGACGGAAUUUUCAGAUGCGACUGCCACCAACCUGCACUUGUAGAAAUUAAAUGUCUUUAUAGUCUCAGGGACUGCCAUCCUGAGAACUUAUUAGCUGAAGGCCAAAAAAAGAAAGAGUUCUGCCUUGCAGCUAAUGGGGCUUUAAAAGAAACUCAUGCCUACUACUACCAGGUACAAGCCCAACUGCACCUGAACCUUGAAAAUAUCAGAACCUGCUACUUCUACAUUCACGUUGAUGCAGGUGGGCUCCUGGUAGUAGUAGAGAGGGACGAAAAUUUCAUGGACUCUCACAUAGACAGUUUGCACAGUUUCUUGAGAGACAUUGUACUGCCAAGAAUAAUUCUAGGAAAUUCUUUGUAGGGAUGAGCGGCCACUUGGAAAACUUUCACUGACUGAUAUGUGCUUAAGCUCACUCACUGUGCACUACUUUCAACCUCAGAAACAAAUGACACUGCACAAUGUUGUUCGUCAUUUCGUUGGUGAUGGGGCGAGCAUUCCAUUCAUCAA
This is a messenger RNA of Dermacentor silvarum, 1221 nucleotides long. RefSeq lists its product as uncharacterized. The record is from RefSeq and is a predicted model, not a curated record. NCBI's taxonomy places the organism in Eukaryota, Metazoa, Arthropoda, Arachnida, Ixodida, Ixodidae. The transcript has 3 exons. Bases 1 to 1074 code for a protein of 357 amino acids.